Rhipicephalus sanguineus (brown dog tick) is the source of this 791-nucleotide messenger RNA. Its product is annotated as histone-arginine methyltransferase METTL23. The record is from RefSeq and is a predicted model, not a curated record. Gene Ontology annotation, cellular component: nucleus; cytoplasm. Bases 1 to 750 code for a protein of 249 amino acids. The transcript is spliced from 5 exons. Lineage: Eukaryota; Metazoa; Arthropoda; Arachnida; Ixodida; Ixodidae.
AUGGCACUGAGCCGCAAAAAACAGCGGAUGAAGCAGCCAGACUACAUGGAGAACGGCGACGGCAGCUACAAGACGAGGACUUUCGUCUUCGAAUCGCACAAGGAGUCCCUCACUGUCAAGAUCAUCGAGAUGAUGGACCCGAGUUACGGCAUGUACGUCUGGCCCUGCAGUCCCGUUUUGGCCCAGUACCUCUGGUUCAACCGGGAGCACAUCAAGGGCAAACGCAUUCUCGAGAUCGGUGCUGGCACCGGCUUGCCGGGGAUCCUGGCAGCUCUGUUGGGAGCCCGGGUGACCCUGUCGGACAGCUCGCCACUGGGCCUCAAGAACUGCCAGCGCAAUGUGGAGGCCAACGGGCUGACGGCCAACGAGGUGCCCGUGGUCUCCAUCUCCUGGGGACUCUUCAACCCGGCCCUCUUCCAGCUCGGACCCAUUGACAUCAUCCUGGGAUCCGACUGUUUCUAUGACCCCAAAGACUUUGAGAACAUCAUUGUCACCGUGUCCUACCUGCUGCACCAGAACCCUCACGGGCGCUUCUGGUGCACCUACCAGAUACGAAGUGCGGACUACUCGAUGGAAGGCCUGCUCCGGCAGUGGAAUUUGGUCUGCGUCCAAGUUCCGCUCGAAAACUUUGAGGCAGACUCGCCCAACCUCGCCGGCUCGGGCCUCCCGGGCUCGCACACUAUCGAGAUGCUCGUAAUGAGCGUCAACACAACCGUGGAACCCGCUGCCUCGGACAAGACGAAGACGUGAAGAAACAAACUUGCGCGGUGCGUGGCGUCCACUGGCAGCGG